Arabis nemorensis is the source of this 534-nucleotide messenger RNA. NCBI's taxonomy places the organism in Eukaryota, Viridiplantae, Streptophyta, Magnoliopsida, Brassicales, Brassicaceae. The record is from the annotation of a GenBank genome assembly.
AUGGCUCUACCUUUGUAUAAUCUAGAAGAUGAUUUCGAGAUCAAACUAAACAUGAAUAAUCAGAUGAAAGACUUGAAUGACAUUAAGGAGACAAUGAAAGGAUUGGCCUUCAACGGAUCGAAGCAAAGUGCAGAUGCUAAAUACGGUUAUGAGAUGCGACCAGAAUUUGCUACCCCUUUCCCAUCUUCAUAUAGUCGUGUUGCAUACACUCCUCCACAAAGCAGAGUAUUUGGUGGUAAUGAUGAUCAAACUAUCAUCGUUAAAGGAUUUGACUCUUCGUUUCCUGUGUAUUAUAUCAAGAGCGAAUUGAGUAAAUAUUUCAGCUCAUGUGGAGAGAUUACAAGCGUUGUUAUUCCAACAGACCAAGUCUCCGGUGCGGUCAUAGGAUUUGAGAAGGCUACACCUAUAAGAGAUUUUGGUCGUUCAGGCAGAGAAGGUCAAUGGCCUUAUCCCUACUAUACCCGUUGUGACGGUCUCGGCCAUAGUGUACCGUCUGUUGAGGUUUUGGUGGCAGAAGAAGAGAUGGUUCUAUAG